UUAUUUUUCAUAAUAAAUAUUAUAAACUAUUGUUUUUAAACAGAAAGCAUAUAUAUCUCUCAAAAUUAACACAAAAUUUCCAUUACUCAAAACUUUGUGCAUUAUUAAUUAUAUUCGUAGUGUGUUCCUCAAUUUAAUUUACUAAAACCGCAUUACGUUUAUGAGAGGCUUAAUUGCUGACGUAAUCUGAACUUCGUUGAUGUCACAGCGAUAAUAUACUAAUAAUUUUAUGAAUAUGAGAGCAUACCCUGUUUGUCAGAGUGUUUUGCGUUACUUCUCGAAGAACUUCGAACUACUUUACUUGGCCACAUUGUUUUCAAAGUGUAUUCUACAUUACAAACAGCUUCGAUUUAAUCAUUCAGACUCAUAUUUGCUUAUAAACAUCAUAUCAAUUAAUAAAAAAAUUGUAAGCAAAGAUGGAAGAAAUUCACAUUCAAGUGGAGGACAAUUUGCCCUCAAUAGAGCACAUUUUAUGUCCAAUAACAUACGUUUCCUGGCUUCUGGGUGUCGGUAUUGCACGCCCGCGAAAAUGUCACAAAGCUGUUACGAUAAUCCUACGUGUCGUACAUUUUGCAGUAUGUUCCGUUAUCGUGACGUACGGUGCCAUAGAUUUUUUCACCUUUGGUAGUGUCUUCAAGAGUGACAUAUUUAAAAUUAUGUACUACAUGAACAAGGUAGUGUGUUACGUGUCAGCAUACUACUAUGUCUUUCACGGUAUCAAACAGUACGACAAGUGGCCGGAGCUAAUGGACAAAAUGAGAAAUCUCGAUCAGAAAAUCAGGCGAGAAACGCCCAUGACUGAUCAGCCCGUAAAAAUCGUCGAGAUGCUGGCUAUUUUCGCGGUACUCGCUUGCGGCCCUUUAUCUCUGAUCGUACACGCCCUAUAUUACUACUUCACACGCCCCGAAGAUAUCUUUGCAUCCGACUUGCUACUUUACUAUACAAUAGCUCAAUCCUUGAUCAACAGCUUUGUCUUCAACGUCAUCGUCUAUGUGCUAUAUCAUCGAUUUCGAACAAUAAAUAAAUUAAUUGAAGAGUUAGAUGAACGAUUCGGUGCACCAUGGAUCGCACUCAAAAUUAGACGUAUCAGAGAAUUGCACACUGGAAUUUGCGAUCUGGUUAUCAUGGUAAAUGAUAUUUACGGCUUUCAACUUCUCCUUUGCUCGGCAAAUUGCUUCACUAUGGUUGUGGCUACGCUAUUUAGAAUCUACAUGGGCGUUGUAGAAAAAAACUACGGGUUUAUGCUGAUAAAUAAUAUUCUUUGGAUUUUAUACACUGCGCAAUUCGGCCUAAUGUGUUAUACUUGCACGCUCGCGCGCCAAAAAUCCGACUAUACCGGAAUAAUUAUAUACGCAAUAGUAUUAAAUUGUAAACCUACGAAUCUUGAUAAAUUAAGUACGAAGAAUCAAUUGAGUAUAGAAGUACCACCAUUGGAAGCCCCAGAUGGCGAACAAAAUUCUAAUCGGAGUAGCAGUUUCAAUCUAAACUACGUCGUCAUGGAAAAUCUUUUGCGUAAAAACUUGGACAGAGAUUGCGUCAGAAACGAGAUCAAUGAUUUUUCAAUUCAACUUCAACAGCAUCGGGUAGCAUUUACUGCCUGUAAUUUUUUCGAAAUAAACAACGCUUUGUUCAAAAAUGUAAGUAUAACAAUUCUUAUUGAUUAUAUUGUGAUUUAUAUGGAAUAACUCAGUUCCUUCUUUUACAUCGCAAUAUUAAUAAUUUAUCAAAGCAACAGUAAAUUGCAACAAGUUUUCUUUUUUCAGUUUGUCGGUGUCAUUACUACUUAUUUAAUAAUACUUGUGCAAUUUUAUCGACCCGAAAAUAUAAACGCGUAGUUCAGGAGAAGACACUAAAUAAGAUUAUUGCACUUUGCGUGAAAAAAAAAUGUUAAAAGCUAAACAAUAUUGUAAAUAAAUAUUUAUUAUAAUAAAUUUAUCACUGUACAAUAAAUAUGGAGUUACCCGUGACAUUCAUGACGAAAUAAAAAACAUAUUUUUACAAGAACUAUUAGGACCUUGAAUAAGUUCUCGCUGUUUUUUUUUGUUAAAAAAA
Linepithema humile (Argentine ant) is the source of this 2052-nucleotide messenger RNA. NCBI's taxonomy places the organism in Eukaryota, Metazoa, Arthropoda, Insecta, Hymenoptera, Formicidae. The record is from RefSeq and is a predicted model, not a curated record.